This is a messenger RNA of Athalia rosae (coleseed sawfly), 4734 nucleotides long. RefSeq lists its product as uncharacterized. The transcript is spliced from 9 exons. Bases 287 to 3946 code for a protein of 1219 amino acids. The record is from RefSeq and is a predicted model, not a curated record. Lineage: Eukaryota; Metazoa; Arthropoda; Insecta; Hymenoptera; Athaliidae.
GGGAAUAUUUGACGCAGUUGACGGUCGACGUCCACCGAGUGCGGAUUGUUCGGGUGACCUUUCGUUCCGUAGCCUUGAAAGGGCUCAAGGUGAAGAGACAAGGAACUAACCGAGCGUAUCACGUCGGAGGGUCGGACAUCGAUAAUCCUGAUAGCAACGACGAUAACGAUAACGACAGCGACUGAGAAGACGGAACGGAAAUUUUCAUCCCCCUCCGAGAUCGAGUGAGCCGAGAUGAAGUGAAAUUCUUGAAGCAAGGAGCUCAGCGAGGGGGAGGCUGCAAAGCAUGACGAAACAAACCGGAGCUUUUCUUCGAAUCUUCGUCGCUCUCCUCGGUCUGGCAGCCGUAAACAGCGCGGGCGAUACCGGUCAGGGCGACGGAAUUUCGGAUCUUCGUCGCGCGGCCCUUCCCCAUUCGAAUAUCACCGGCUCGAUCGUCGAGGAAUUGUCGAAGACCGGGGCGAAGACCGGCGGCGAAAAUUUCGAAAAGUUCGGCAGUCCGUCCGCGGAGGAGCCCGCCGAGGAGGAUGAGGUCGAGGAAACGGGCGGACCCGGAGAGGAGGAAUACGAGGGCGAGGGCAAGGAGGACGCGGAGACGGAGAUGGACGAGUACGUUGACGAACUGAGGGCAGCCGCGGAAUCGCACGAGGCGAUGUCGCGGCACGACGAACAAGAGGUGAAUCGGAGCAACCCUUCCGGGAGUGCGGAGCGGAAGCUGCUGCUGCGGGACGCGGCGAAGAAGGACUUCGACUCGAGGGAGAAGAGCGUCGAGAGCGGGUCGGACGAGAGCGAGUCCUCCAACGAGACGGCCCUCGGGGGCGUCGAGGCGAAGGAUGAGGAGGUGAGCGAGCUUCUCAAGUACAAAGAGAAGAGUCGCUUCGGAGUCGGGGGUGGCGGGAGCGUGGACGCCGCGAAGGAGAAACGUGUGCCUACCGUGAAGAAGGAGCUCAGUACGCAGAAAGAGAUCAAGCAGGUGAACGUUUCCAGGGUGGAGAAGAGGUUCAGCACCAAGGAAAUGCUCGACGAGCUCAACAAACAGUUCGUGGGAAACACGGGGAACACGGAGAAACCCUGCGGCGGCGGCGGCGACGCGGAAGCGGGAGCGGGAGCGACACCCGCCGCGGUUCAACAACUUGCCGAGGAUCUCGAGGAGCCGCGCGUAGCGGAACUCGACGAUUACGCGGAGCUGACUUCCACCGGCGACGCGGUCUUCGCGAAUCCGAAUAUUCUGAAUCCCGAUUCUCCGGAGCUCACCGCCGAGCCGAGAAAACUGCAGAAGAGGCAGGAGGCCGUUCUCCGUGACUUGGAGGCCUAUUUACGAGCGGAGUACGCCGCUGAACAAGUGCAGCAGCAGAAGCUUCAGGACCUCGGGGCUCACGAAGGCGCCCUUGCGGAAAGUUUGCUAGAACUGCUCGUGAAGCUUGCGGAAGACCCUCGUCGCUGGGAGCGGGUUCAUCGACUUCUGAUGGACGUAGAAGGUGGUCUGGAGCUGUCACGGCAGGCUCUCGAAGCUAGGAAAAGAACAUUUGAUGUGACCUCGGCCGUUACGACGACAACCACAACCUCCCCCAUAUCCACAACCCCGACAAAGCCCAGGAAAAAGCCGAAAAAGAAGAAGAAAAAGCGGAGACAGCAUAGGUUUUCAACCAGUACCACCACCUUGGCAACGACCGCGCCGUUGAUGACAACCACCGAAACUCCUUGGCUCACGACUCCGGUGCAGUGGCGACUCGUUGCUGAAAGGCUCUUCGGACCACCCUGGUCACAAAGCGUGCAGGAAGACGAGUCCUCGAUAGCGAAAGUACGCUUCACCGUCCCUUCGAGUCCCCUGUCAUCGUCUUCCGGUCGCGAGUUCGUCCAACAGCUCGGCAAGGGUAAGCAGCUCGACGAGCGCAAAGGAUCGGACGAGGAACGCCCGGCUCUGACACUCGAAUCCUCCGGGGAAUACGCGCAGCCUCGUCACCUGCACUUCGGGAAGGUGAACACUCACCAGGGGGGAGGUUCCCACCGUCAAGAGUCCUCCUCCGGUUAUCCGGCGAAAAAUCGAGGAUCCCUUCGGAUGCGGGAGUUCGAUGACCCCAAAGACAUGACGAUUGACUUCUCCGGAUACCCCCAGCAGUUCGCGCCCGAUUCGAACUCCAGGGAUUAUAAUAUGAGGGGGCGAUUGGCGGGGGACGGGUAUUUACCGAAGGUACCGAAUUACGCGCAAAACCGAGAGUACAGACCCCCAGGGCGCGAAUACGCGGCCAGUAAAAGUUGGCACGACACUCGAUACAAAUACGGAAGACCCAACUGGAAGUCGGAAGAGCGGGACGAUCCCCCGAGCGCGAAAUGGUCGUGGGCAGAGUCUCAGAGUGAUCGGCGGAUAUGGCCACAGUUGGAGGAGCGCAAGACCAGCUGGGACAGGCAGAGGGAUUACUGGCCCAGAGUUCAGGAGAACGACAGCGGAAAAGGCUGGUCUUCGCAGGGGGAGCACUCGGGUGGUUUCGACGCGUGGACGAGAAUCGGAGGGACCAGCUCCUGGGCGAAGGCACCCUGGAGUGGACAGGGAGGCGUGAAAAGCUACGAAAGAUCCGAGGGGGUGGCCAGGUCACCUUGGGAAGAGGGACGGGGCAGGGAAAGCGGCACGGAUUUGGGACGUGCACCGCUCAAGCAGAAGCAGAAAGAGCUGGGGACCGGAAUCUCGCCCAAGAUUACGAUGAAGACUUGGAACAGUCUCACCUCGGACCCGGCCACCUGGCCGUUCAAAUUAACGGACACGAAACCGUGGCCCAAAGACGCCAACGGAAAAUCUUACAACCCUAACGCUGCACUGGUGAGGAAGUUGGGCCUGGACAACGAGGAGAGCGACGCCUUCGAUACGAACUUGAUCAAGGAAGUCAAGGGCUCCGCCAAAGGGACGAAGAGCGGUAAAUACAAAGCGGACAAGAGUUCGGCAAACAUCAAAUCUGAAGGAAACAAAAUCGGGGGAGGCGGUAAGCCCGCUUGGGCAAAACAGGCCAAGAAUUACAAGAGCGCGGAUUCGGGAAAUCGGAAAAGCUCCUGGACCAACGACAUGGAUACCGAUCCUAAAAUCUGGCCGCCAAAGACCGCGAUGUCCCCGAAAAUCCAGUCCGUCGGUGCCUGGGUCAUGCCGGCUGACCAGUCCACCUGGAAACCGUACAAAUUGAAAACCGUGGAGUCCUACGGGGCGAAUCGAGGGAGCGGGGACACCGUUCGGCACAGGUGGAACGUCCAGAUAGAUACGAACCCUAGGACUUGGCCACCCAAGAUCACCAACGAGUGGAACAAAUUUGGCAAGCCUUCGAACACCGUCACUUGGCCAAAGUGGAAGCAGUUCGCCUAUCACAGGGUUACCGCUAUGCCCAUACUCAACCAAGGCGCCGCUCUUGAGGGAAACAGGGGGAGAAACAACGCGUACAUAGCCGUCUCGGCUGUUUCCUCCAAAUACAAUGGAAACCAAUGGCGAAAGAAUGACAUAGAGGAAAUCCCGGUCAGGAUACAGGCACCUGAACAUUCCACAAGCAAUUUGCGUGCCGGUAUCGAGCCGGCUAUUUAUACCUGGAAAAAAGACGGACACGCGAUUGACCGUGAGAUGCAAAGUGUAAAGCUACGGAAUGUCACAGACCCCCUCGAGGAACAAUUGGAGACGUUGAGGAAGGAAGCGACGUGGUCGCAUAACGAGAAUCGCGACAAUAUCAAGAAGCAGUUACACGUGAUCAGCGAUGCCUCGGAGACAUUAGCCUCCCGAUUCUCAUCUAGCGCCACGUUUAAUUCGUCCAGUCAGCCUGCGGAUACGAUUGCGGCGAGUACGAAGGAGGCAUCUGGACCUGCAAAAAGUCUUCAAUGGAGCACAGAUCGUGUCGACGGAAAGGAAGGAACCCACGAAUUGAGAGCCGCAAUCGGACGUUCUCUUCCUGCGAUCAACGAGCCACCGUCGCAGUAAAAUUCUUCGUUUUCAGGCUUCGAUGUCCACCUCUGUCGAGCAAAGCACCUCGAUUCAUUUCAUCGUUGCAAUUUAUCGCGUGAUCGCACGGCCAACAAUCGCAGCAACCAGCUUCAAAGUAACUCAUCAUCGAUGUGCAAUAGGAUCCUGAGAUGAAAUCCAAAUUUCACCUAUUUCGUGACACAAAUAUUCCGAGUGGAUAAAAUCGUUGCAAUCAUGGUAUACAGACGCGGGAACUCAUUUGAUCAAUAGUUACUUUGUUAAUGUUAUUGCGAUUAAAAUUGGGAUAUUUUGAAUUGCUCCGAAAUUACUUUCAGCAAUAAUUCGAAAUGUUGGAUCUUCAAUCCAUUGUUACGUCAAAACUAGGCUAAUACAUGACAGAUCCCCUUGCAGGUAUUUGUUAUCGAACUCGAACUUUGCAAUAAAUCAUUCACUGGGACCCCAUAGGAUAUAGAAUGAAGAAUAACAAAAAGGGCGAAUUAAUUUGAAGGAAAAUGGUACGUCAAAUGCACAAAAUCCUCGCACAUCCGUACGGAAUUUAGAAGAAAUUCGUCAAACACGAGUUAUUUCACAGGACCGACGAAAUUAUCAAUCAUAAUGUCCAGCUCUACCAUGUCUAUAUACCGUUCUGUGAGCUGUGCCACGUACAAUUAAAUCAUAUCAUGUGAUAAAAUUCUUUUUGUCAAGUCCGUCGCUGGGAUAAUAAUGUUAUACGCUCGCGAUUCAAGGGAAUCAACCCCAUUUACCGGCAAUCACUCCAAUUGUCGAACGGAAACCUACUGUGAACA